AAAAAAAAAAAAAAAAAAAAACAUUUUCUUAAUUUUGUAAAUAAAAUGAAAAAAAAAAAAUAAAAAAAAAAAAUUAAGCAAUUCAGUGUUGAGUACACUAAAAAGAGUGGGGGGUGAUGGUGGAGCUACCCAAUCAGAUUCUCUCUCCUCACAAUUUUACGCCGUAUUUUAGAGAAUCUCUUUUCUGCUUCCGUCAAUUUCAUUUCUUCCCCAAUUUUUUAGGGUUUUCGUUUUUUCCUUCUUCCAAUCAAACCCUAAAAUUCUCUUUUCUUUAGUCCUAAUUUUUCCGCCGAUUUUUUGGGAACUGUGACGUUUCUUACAAUGUGGUUUACCAUCUCCAAUUUCACUCACUGAAGUUUGAUCUCAUCAUCAGUGUUGUUGUUGGGGUUUCUGUUAAAAAAAUAGAGGAGAGAGAAAGUUAUGGGAACCUGUGAAGAAAUCAGUUCAUCUAUUGAAAUCCAGAAUGAAAUUAAAUUAGGGAUUUCUCCAACUGGGACCCACUGGGAUGAACAAGUUACUGAGGAAGAGCUUCUUGCACAGCAGUUUGAGGGUGUAGUUUUGCAAGGUAAUGAGGUUGAUGUGAAGAUUGAAGGUGGAGAAAAUGAACAAGAUGAAGAAGAGGAGAAAUUACAUUUAUACCCUUUAAGGUCUUAUGCUGCUGAUUGCACCUUUUAUCUGAAGACGGGUACUUGCAAAUUUGGACAAAAUUGUAGAUUUAAUCACCCUCCCGAGAAGGGUUUUAAGGUUGCUCUGGACCAGGAGAAAGGAAUUGAGGAGAACAAUGGAACAUUUGUUGAUCCUGGGAAGAUUGAUUGCAAGUAUUUCCGGACACCAGGAGGAUGCAAAUAUGGAGAUGCUUGCAGAUAUAAUCACUCUGCACAGAAAGUUGAGAACGAAGGUCCAGAGCUUAAUUUUCUAGGUUUACCUGUUAGACCGUCGGAGCAAGAGUGCACCUUUUACUUGCGUACUGGCUCCUGUGGCUAUGGAGCUAAUUGCAGAUUCCAUCAUCCUGAUCCUAUUGCUUCGAAAGAAUCUGAGGCCAGAAGCUCCUUGGGUAAUGGUGUAUAUGCAAGAGGUAGCAACAAUUUUUCAGGAAUGUAUGUUGGUGAUCCAUUGCAAACUUCUGGGGUAGCACGGGGUAUCCCAGACUUGGCAAAUGGCCUAAGCUCAAUGAAUGGUUUGCCUUAUGCUGGAAUGAGCUCUUAUCACCAAGCAUUGCCUCAAAAUGCUCGUUGGAACCAAGAUCAGGCCCAGGUCAACCUUUCUCUGUCAGCAAAAAAGACUCCACUUCCGCAUCAAAUUGUAAACAACCUCUCGAAGAAAGCAGAUCCUACAACACAUUAUGAACACUUACUACAGUCGGAAGAGUUUCCUUUACGACCAGGGCAACCUGAUUGUGAUUUUUUCAUGAAAACUGGAGACUGCAAAUACAGAGCUGCUUGCAGGUAUAACCAUCCAAUAAGUCAGGACUCUAAGCUACGUCUGCCGCUGCUUUCCUCAAAAGGCCUCUACUCUAAAUCUAAAAACCCUGAGCUUCCUAAUUUAAAUCCUGGCAAUCCAAGGAAAAACGGAACAUCUCAUCAGCAGCAGCAAAUGCAGAAUGGACAGUACCCUGAACGGCCUGGACAGCCAGAGUGUGAAUUCUUCAUGAAAACUGGCAAUUGUAAAUUUAAAUCUGCGUGUAGAUACCACCAUCCAAGGGACCGAAUGUCUACAUCAUCUCCAUGUGCUCUCAAUGAGUCAGGCCUUCCUCUAAGACCUGGUAGCAAAGUUUGCCGGAACUAUGAGCUGCAAGGUACAUGCAAAUAUGGUCGAAAUUGUCUGUUUCAUCAUCCCGAUAACAGCUCACCAGCAAUUUCAGUUGCUCCAGUUCCUCCAGUUGAUCAAGAUCACAGCUCACCCAACCCUGAAGUUGCUACUAAUUUGGAAUCUCCAGCUGGUGACAAUGUCGAGUCAGAUUGGGGUGAUGGCUGGGUAAUGUGAUGUUCUCCAAUGAGCAAAACUUUGUUUUUUUGGCAACAUUGCUGGCAUCACUGUCAAGAAAGGAUGCCGUCUUCAGAUUUUGCAAAGUUGCACCUACAUACUUGUUAACUUGAGGAAUUUGACAACUUUUUGUGGUUGCUGAAUGCAUAGUUGCAUACCCCUAUCAGCAAACAAUUUAUUUAUAUAUACUGAUCCCAUCCAUACAGAUAACUGUUAAUCGAUGUUACAUGCUUUUAAGAUUUGCUGAAUCAGAGAAUAGAGGUGAAAAUACUUCAGUUUACUCA
Messenger RNA from Chenopodium quinoa (quinoa), 2267 nucleotides. RefSeq names its product zinc finger CCCH domain-containing protein 43-like. NCBI's taxonomy places the organism in Eukaryota, Viridiplantae, Streptophyta, Magnoliopsida, Caryophyllales, Amaranthaceae. The transcript has 8 exons. The record is from RefSeq and is a predicted model, not a curated record. Bases 421 to 1983 code for a protein of 520 amino acids. Gene Ontology annotation, molecular function: mRNA binding; metal ion binding.